Messenger RNA from Ficedula albicollis (Collared flycatcher), 1546 nucleotides. RefSeq names its product ovarian tumor suppressor candidate 2 (gene OVCA2). The transcript has a single exon. Gene Ontology annotation, cellular component: cytoplasm; nucleus. The annotation marks the transcript as partial. Gene Ontology annotation, biological process: response to retinoic acid. NCBI's taxonomy places the organism in Eukaryota, Metazoa, Chordata, Aves, Passeriformes, Muscicapidae. The record is from RefSeq and is a predicted model, not a curated record.
GCGGAGCACGGGCCCUUCGACGGGCUGCUGGGCUUCAGCCAGGGCGCGGCGCUGGCCGCCAUGGUGUGCGCGCUGCGGGCCCGCGGCGACCCGCGCUUCCCGGUGGCUUUCGCCGUGCUGGUGGCCGCGUUCGCCAGCCGCGCCCCGGCACACGGACACUUCUACCGGGAGCCCAUCGCCCUGCCCACGCUGCACGUCGUGGGCGACACGGACGCCGUCAUCGCAGCGCCUCUCAGCAGGGAGCUGGCCCGGUGCUUCGUGGAGCCCGUUGUCCUCACGCACCCCGGCGGGCACUUCAUCCCCGCGGCCGCGGCGCAGAAGAAAGCUUACCUGGAAUUCUUGGAACGCUUCUGCCCCCGGCAGGGCCAGGCCGAGCGCCCAGGGCCUGGGGAGGUUCGAGAAUAAAUAAAAAAGGGCUCCGGUGAGCCACGUGCAGCCAGCCAUCCUGUGAAACAUCACUGUUGCCCUGCCUCCAGAGGGACCAGAGAACUGCUCACUGCACAUUCUGCUCUUCAGUUCACCCAGGCCAGGCUAAACGGUUCUUUAUCUCCCUAUUUUACAGCUUUUUUUUACACAUCUGGAUAAAAUAUAUACAUAUAUAUGUAUAUACAGUUAUGUAUAUAACAAUAUGACAUGUAACCUGCAAGUGUGGGGGUGUGACAGUGAGGGGGUUGAAGGCAGGAGGGUGACACUGCUUUGUGUGCAAGGUGCUUUCAGAGGCUCAAACACCUGCUCAAAAUGAGAGUCGCUCAGCUCAGCCACAGGAAGUGUGUGCAGAGCACAGAGCUGCAGUUUUACACCCCAAAGACUCGUGGUUUUUAAUAUCUCUUAAGCCAAGCUUCCAGCUGCUCUGGGCCUGGAAAACCCUCUCAUCCUUGGCAGUGCCAGGGCUGAUGUUUUGCUUCAGGAAUGAAAUUCCUGCUGGCUUGGUGUGCAUAUGUUGAAUCUUCCCAGCACAAAGUGCCUCCAUGAACAAGAAAAACUUGUCAUUGUUCGUGGCUCUGCAUUAUCCAGAAGCACACGAAAAUCUUUAUUGCUGUAACAGUUGCAGGUGUUCUGCCCAGCUCAGCACAGAGCACCAGUCUCAGGAGAGGAGUCCUAGCAGAGCUUCUCUAACCAUGGCCUUCCUUGGGGGUGUAGAGUUGGUAAAAGAGGGAAAUUGGGUGAAAAAUGUGAAUUUCCCCCCUGCUUGAGCAGCGGGGCAGCGCAGUGUCAGCUGUGUGAGGGCUGGAGGGCACUGAGCUGCUGGGAGCAGGCCUGGGAGCUGCCGUGGGUUAAACCAGCGCAGCAGGAGUGAGCAGAUCUCAGCCCCAUCAGUUUUUCCCCCCGGUUUGCAGAUGGUGAUGGUGGCAGGAGGAUGUGGCUGUUCCCCUGCAGCCCAGCCCUGCUGUGCUGCUGCCCCGCGGGGCUGGGAGGGCUCGGGCAGUGCUGGCCGUCUGUGCUCUCCACCUUGGCUGUGUCACAUCUGCUGCGGAGGCGCGGGGUGUCUGCACCCAUUGGUGACCAUAUCGGGGACACCACGGGCUGGGGUUUUUUUGGGGGCUGC